This is a messenger RNA of Dama dama (fallow deer), 3320 nucleotides long. RefSeq names its product syndecan 2 (gene SDC2). Lineage: Eukaryota; Metazoa; Chordata; Mammalia; Artiodactyla; Cervidae. The record is from RefSeq and is a predicted model, not a curated record. Gene Ontology annotation, cellular component: cell surface; membrane. Gene Ontology annotation, biological process: dendrite morphogenesis; cell migration. Bases 465 to 1073 code for a protein of 202 amino acids. The transcript has 5 exons.
GCGCUCCUCUCCAGAUACUCCCGGAGCUCCAGCCGCGCAGAUCGCGCGCCCCCGCCGCUCUGCCCCCAAACUUCAGCUGCAGCUACAUUCCAAGCCAUCUAAUUUAUUCCUCAAAAAAAUCAGAAACGGAGCAGCGACACAGGGAAGGAGUCCGCGGAGGAGUAAAACCACAGCAGAGCAACAAGAGCCUCCGAGAGCCGCCUCCCGCCCCGGAGCCACAAUCCGGCCUCGGGAGUGGAGGAGCCAACAAGUGAGAAGGCGCCGCGGUCCCGGGGCGCAGCCGGAGGAAGCGGGCGCUCCGGAGCCCCGAGCCCCCCGAGCCCCCCCGAGCCCCCCGAACCGCGGUCGCUGCGGCACCUCUGCUCCGGAUCGUUCUGCGCGGGCAGCGCCGGGCGCUGGGCGAGAAGCUUCAUUUUCUCCCUCGUUGCAAGUGGGCGGCUGGGAGCCACCGGUCCCGGAGGAAUAUGCGGCGCGCUUGGAUCCUGCUCACCUGGGUCUUGGUGGCCUGCGUGUCCGCCGAGUCGCGAGCAGAGCUGACAUCUGAUAAAGACAUGUACCUUGACAACAGCUCCAUUGAAGAAGCUUCAGGAGUGUAUCCUAUUGAUGAUGAUGACUAUGCUUCUGCGUCAGGCUCGGGAGCUGAUGAGGAUGGAGAGAGUCCAGAGCUGACCACGUCUCGGCCCAUUCCAAAGAUACCGUUCACUAGUAGUGCUCCGAGAGUGGAAACCACAACGCUGAGCAAGAUACAGGACAAGAUCGCUGCUCAGACAAAGUCACCUGAAGAAAUUGAUAAGGAAAAAGUUCACCUCCCUGACUCAGAAAGGAAAAUGGACCCAGCUGAAGAGGAUACAAAUGUAUACACUGAGAAGCACUCAGACAAUCUGUUUAAACGAACAGAAGUCCUGGCAGCUGUCAUUGCUGGCGGAGUUAUCGGCUUUCUCUUUGCAAUUUUCCUUAUCCUGCUGUUGGUGUAUCGCAUGAGAAAGAAGGAUGAAGGAAGUUAUGACCUUGGAGAACGCAAACCAUCCAGUGCUGCUUAUCAGAAGGCACCUACUAAGGAGUUUUAUGCGUGAAAACUCCCAUUUAGUGUCUCUAUUUAUGAGAUCACUGAACUUUUAAAAAUAAAGCUUUUGCAUAGAAUAAUGAAGAUCUUUGUUUUUUGUUUGUUUCAUUAAAGAGCCAUUCUGGCACUUUAAUGAUAAAAAUCCCAUUGUAUUUAAAUCUUUUCAUGUAUUUCUUUAGAACAACAACAUAAAAUUCAAACUUAACAUCUGCAGUGUUCUGUGAAUAGCAGUGGCAAAAUAUUAUGUUUUAAAAACGCUCAAUGUACAUGGAAUUGGUUUAAAUUUCUAUGCGCAAAUAUGAAAAGAGUGUUUUUAUCCGAUGGUUCGAAGAUGAAAGCUAUUUCAUUUGUGUCAGCAUGUCUCAGAGUGACCUUAUCAAGUUGGUCUUACUUUGUUAAUUUAUCUGUUGUUCCCCUCUCCUCUGCUCGCCCUUGAAAACAAAACAAAACUCUAUGCCUUUUGUAGCUGUUAUGGUGCAAUUUGUCUUUGGGUAAUUCAGAUAAUGGUAAUUUAGUGUAUAUGUGAUUUUCAAAUAUGUAAACUUUAACCUCCACUUUGUAUAAAUUUUUAAGUGUCAGACUAUCCAUUUUACACUUGCUUUAUUUUUCAUUACCUGUAGCUUCAGGCAGAUUUGCAACAGCAAAUUAAUGUGUAAAAUUGGAUUAUCACCACAAAACUGUUUAGUCAUGUCUAUCCAUUCAGAUCUUCUUUUGAGAGGAUUUGAUGUGAGUUACUGACAAGCCUCAGCAAACCCAAAGAUGCUAACAGUAUUUUGAGAAGUUGCUGCAGAUUCCUUUGGCCACUGUAUUUGCUAAUUUCUUGCAAUUUGAAGGUACGAGUAGGGACUUAAGGAAAAAAUCAGUUUUUGUUCUUACAAAUGCAUUUAAGUUGUAAACGUCUUUUUAAGCCUUUGAAGUGCCUAUGAUUCUAUGUAACUCGUUGCAGACUGGUGUUAAUGAGUAUAUAUAACAGUUAAAAAAAAGUUGGUAUUUUAUAAGCACAGACAAUUCUAAUGGUAACUUUUGUAGUCUUACGAAUAGACGUAAAUUGUAAUUUGGGAAUAUAAAAACUACUGAAUAAAUCAUGUGGCCUAAUAUUGAAAAUGUCACUGUUAUAAAUUUUGUACAUUUUCGAUCAAAUGUACACCUCCCCUUGGCUAACGACCGUCUGCUCUCAAGGAUGUUGUGGGUUUGAUUUCUGAGUGUUCCACGGUGUCUGUAAAUCAAAACCAAAGAGCUCAUUUGAUGAGGCUGUUUAUUAUCAGAUUCGCUUCUGAAUUGGCCAGAGGAAAUCUGAAUGUAUCAUCCUGUGUGUGUGUUUGGAUGUAGAUAUUGGAAGGCUGCCAGGGAGGGAAUUGUGAGUUUCACAACCUUUAUAGAGAUAGCUGAUGGCAAUAUUGAGAUGGAUACCCGCUCUGGCGAAUAACUUUUAGGACUAUAAAUUCCAAAGAACUAAAGAGGGCUUUCCUGAUGUCGAUAUCUAUGGUUUAGUCCUCUGGAUUGUUUUACCUUUGAAACUGCUCCGAAUCUCUCCUGAAGUUUAACCGAAGAAGUAAUAGAUGGAAUACCAUAGUUCACACUGUGGGGAAGAAGAGUCACUCAGGGAGGUUCUAGGCAUUAAAAGGAGAGCUUCACUGCUUAGGAAUGAGAUUGCCAGAAAGCAGUGAUGCCUGAGGAAGAGAUGGAAAUGUGAGGGUACCCUAGCGCCCUGGCUGGGGACUUCCUUCUAACUGAACAUUUCCUUUUUCUGUUUUACCACCAAUUUUGUUUUAAAGUGUGAGCUGCCAAAGUAGGAAGAAGACAGCAAAAACAGCAACCUUUCCAACAUAUAAUUUGCUUUUAAUGAAGUAUGAAUACUUACUUCAUUUAGAGAACGUUCCCUGGAAUUGCCACAGAACUCAAUUAAAAAAAAAUUUUUUUUUGAUGCAGCACUCAGAACAGUGUUUACUUAAAUUCUUAAUGGCCUUAAUUCUCAAAGUCCUGUCCCAUCACUUACAGAAUCAGUCUACUGUGGAGUGAUUAAAAGGAAGUGAUAGCACUUUCUAAAGCUGCACAAUGUCCCUCGGUUAUGGAGGUUAUGAGUAUAGUGGGUAUACCUCUAACUGUGCAAAGCAAAGUUCAGUUCGUAGAAUAUUAACUGCUUGGAAUAUUCAUGCCAGGAAAAGGAAAUUUCUGGCAAAUAUUUUGUCACUGCUGUAAAGCAAAAUAUUUGUUAAAGUGCCAAAAUAAAGUCUGUCAUGCUGAAAGUAAAAAAUCA